AUGUACAACUCCUUCGGUCUCAUAUUGGUCUCGUAUUCAUUGCUACAAAUGAUGCGCUCGGCAUCCGGACCUGGAGGAUCGGGGCUUCAAACUGUGCUUGCAACCAAAUCCGAGCGUGAAGUUCGGUCGCAGACAUUCUUGGCGAUGCUUUUCUUGAGUCUGCGCUGGGCUUUUAGCGCUGGUAUUGCUGUAAUGGGGAUCCACUAUUCCACGCAACAUGUCGGUGUUGUGGUGGACCCAGAGCGUGUGGUGCCUAUUGUGAUAAACAAGGUGUUACCCGUCGGUACAAAGGGGUUCGUCUUGGCUUCACUUCUGGCUGCAGCGCUUACUACCUUCGACACGACUAUCAACAGCUCGUCUUCGUAUUGGACCGUGGAUAUCUACCAGGCUCUGAUCAACCCGAAAGCAACUGAACGGCAGUUGCUGUGGCACGCGCGCCUCUCGUCGGCUUUUGUUAUGCUUGCUGGCCUCUUCCUUUCAUUGGAUGUGAGCACCAUCAACCGGAUCUGGGGCUUCAUGACAAUCGCGAUGGCGGGUGGCCUCAUUUGGCCCUUCUUCUUCUCGUGGUACUGGGCUCGCUUCAACGCGUAUAGUUGCCUACUCGGAAUUGCAUCCGGGUAUUUCGCUGCGAUCGCCGUGUUCAUCUUUGCGCCGCUGCUCGAGGAGUUCCGAGCCUUCGUGAUCACUUCGUCGAUCUCCGGAGGCAUCUCCAUUGUUGUCUGUCUAUUGACACGACCCGAGUCGGACAAGGUGCUUCGACGAUUCUACCGUUUUGCUCGACCUCCCGGCGCUUGGCACAAGAUCAAGCACAUCUGCUUCACGCACGAAAUGAUUUCUGACAUUGAUUCAGAGAACCAUACCGAUCUGGCGUGUACUGGGCUGAUCGUUGUGGCUCAGCUGGCGCUGUACAUUCUUGCGGUUAGCGCUGUAUCAAAAGCCUGGACUCAAAGUCUCGUGCUAGUAGCCAUUCUAGCGGUCACACUGCCUCUCAUCUACUUGAAAUGGUACGUGAAGUUGAAAGACCGUCCGGUUGGUCUUCGUAAGGAGGAUUUGAAUGCCUCGUUGCUGGGUCCAGCCUGA
Molecule: messenger RNA, 1080 nt
Organism: Phytophthora infestans T30-4
Lineage: Eukaryota; Oomycota; Peronosporomycetes; Peronosporales; Peronosporaceae
Product: Solute:Sodium Symporter (SSS) Family
Exons: 2
Coding region: 1-1080 (359 amino acids)
Biological process (GO): transmembrane transport
Cellular component (GO): membrane
Molecular function (GO): transmembrane transporter activity
Source: RefSeq, a predicted model, not a curated record